Etheostoma cragini (Arkansas darter) is the source of this 2657-nucleotide messenger RNA. RefSeq names its product inhibin beta B chain. The transcript has 2 exons. Gene Ontology annotation, molecular function: cytokine activity; growth factor activity; hormone activity. The record is from RefSeq and is a predicted model, not a curated record. Bases 687 to 1814 code for a protein of 375 amino acids. Gene Ontology annotation, cellular component: extracellular region. NCBI's taxonomy places the organism in Eukaryota, Metazoa, Chordata, Actinopteri, Perciformes, Percidae. Gene Ontology annotation, biological process: BMP signaling pathway; SMAD protein signal transduction.
UUUGCACGUUUUGAACUACAAUUAUUUGGUGGCUAUGUGGCUCGCUCAAUCUGUAACUGGGUUAAAGGGCACUGAAUUUAAACUUUGAUCACUAAGAGUGUUGGCAGGUUGCGUAUUCUGCUCAGGAGAGGGCAACGAGGCAGAAAAACUACCUGUUGUGAUUAGCGUAGGUGACGACAUCAUUUAUCCAGUUUAUGAGUUUAUAUGCAGGCUAUCUCAACCAUCCACUCUUAAACCGAUGUCUUUGUUAAUGCAAUGCAGCGAGAGGUCAUGUACCUGAUGUGUCAAUGGCAUUGUUUCAAUUGAUUCCGUGUGCCACUAGUCAUCCCUACUGUGCAUGUGGUCAGUAGUCUACGUGUGGUGAUACGUGUGAUGUGUUGUGUGUGUGAACGCAGGACACACUGCUUUGCCAGUAAUGUGAUCGAUGCGCUCAUUGGUGCGUCCCUCCAACGUGUCACCAGUUUUGGUGGAUUACCCCAGAUAUCUUCACCGUCGGGAGAGUGAAACACCAUUCCUUUUUCUCAACUCUUGUCUUCACGGUGCUGUCAACAAGGACCUCUGACAACACAUUUUUUUGAAACUUAUUACAUUCAAAGAACCACUCAGCAAAAAGGAUUUGAAGACUCGUAUUUGUUCUUUUACGCACGCCUAGCACAGAAAUACAUUUCUUUACUUCAGAGUUGAGGAUGACGCAGUCUUUUGUACUUCCAGCGUUUCUGUUUUUUGCACAACUGCUGUCGCAUGGUCUCUGGGUCAGUGGCUCCCCUGGCUGCGCGUCCUGUGGUUUGCCUGCGAUGGACAGAGACGCAGAGGAAAGUCUGAUGAUAGAGUUCGCCAAGCAGCAACUUUUGGACAAGCUGCACCUGAAAGAGAGACCAAACAUCACUCAGACGGUGCCCCGGGCAGCGCUCCUCACUGCACUGCGCAAACUUUAUUCGGGGCGCGUUGGACAGGAUAGUGCUCUUGAAGUAGCAAACAGUAGACCUAUACCUACCAACAACCAAGGAUAUGAAAUAGUGAGCUUUGCAGAUCUAAGUGAGACAGAGAUUGGGGAAACGGCCAGCCUCAGCCUAACCUUCCAGUUACUGCAGGAACAUGGCCAAAGUAUUCAGGUGCUCCAGUCUACUCUGUGGAUCUACGCCCGCUCCUCUGAGGACCGUCAUCGAGACUCCCGCCUCUCUGCCCGGGUCUUCCUCUCCGCAGAAGGUGGGAUGUCCGGCUCUAACCGCACCCUGGUGAUGGAAAAGAUGCUGGAGGUCCAGGAGAGUGGCUGGCACAACUUCCCCAUCACUCGCACCCUGCAGGCCUUCCUGGAUGGCGGCCAGAGCCGGCUGCAGCUGGAGGUCAGCUGCGAUGAGGAUGGGAAGAACCUUUGCUCCCUGGAUGGAUCUGACACCCCAAACCAGCCCUUCUUGGUGGCCCAGGUGCGUCUACGUGACGAUCACUCCAAACACACACUUAGGAAGCGCUCGUUGCGUUGUGGUGACGAUGUAAGCGUGUGCUGCAAGAGAGACUUCUACAUCAAGUUCAAGGAUAUCCAGUGGCAUGACUGGAUCAUUGCUCCUGAAGGCUACCAUAUGAACUAUUGCAUGGGUCAGUGCCCCCAACAUCUGGCUGGCUCUCCAGGUAUAGCAUCCUCAUUCCAUGCGACUGUCUUCAGCCAGCUGAAAGUCAACGGCAUAAACACAGCUGCAUCUUCAUGUUGUGUUCCCACUGAGCGCCGGCCACUCUCUAUGGUGUACUUCAACCCCCAGCACAGCAUCGUCAAAAGGGACGUCCCUGAUAUGAUAGUGGAGUCCUGUGGAUGUACAUAAAUGUAUGAAAGACAUGAGUAUGAAAGACAUGGCAUAGUUAAUGUAUAUUUGUUUCAACAAAGGAACAUUAUGUCUAGACAGAAAGAUAACACAAGAGCAGAGCAGGUGAAUUGUUUUUCUAUAUAGACAGUAUUUUGAGACAGCCAACUCUAAUUAUGUUGAUACUUGUACUGUAAAAAAAGAAAAUAGUAGUAACAAGUUUGCUUUGUUUCCAAUUAGACCAGUGUGUUGAAAUGGACACAUUUAGCAGCAUAAUGUAAACACCUAUGAUGUCACAAACAUUGUUUCAAAAUUACUACAUUAGGGAAAUAUAGGCACACAUUUUAUUUAUUUAUAUUUUAACAAAUUGUCACUUAUAUAUUUUUAUUUCACUUUAAAGUAAUGCGUAGUAUGUAAACAGCUAGUUAGAGAGAAACUGUUGAGUGCUUAGAAACAAUUGAGUGAAUCUAAAUAAGAAUAUACUGUGAGUCUGAAUGGAGACGCAUUUUUUUAUUCAUAUGUCAGAGGCUUUAACUAAAGAGAGAUUAUAAACGAAGCCACCUUAACAUACAGCAGACUCAACAAAGAAAAGGUGUGAUAUUAAUGUAAAACAUUUAUAGUGGUGAUAAGAAGAAGAAGAAGACCGGCUGAUUGAAGUUCUGCUUAUAUUAAAGGUCAACCAAAGCCCAUAGAGAUACAUAUGAAGCCUUCACUGUAGUGUACAUUUCAAAUCUUUUUUGAUUUUCUUCGUCAUAUGCAGGUUAUUUAUUUUGUCUUUCACAAUUGCUGCUUGGAUUUAGUCCAAAGUCAAAUGUUUUAAUGGAUCUCAGGAAGUUGGGAACUGACUGCACAUCUCUUUCAAAA